Messenger RNA from Coregonus sp. 'balchen', 6523 nucleotides. The record is from the annotation of a GenBank genome assembly. Lineage: Eukaryota; Metazoa; Chordata; Actinopteri; Salmoniformes; Salmonidae.
CAGGCCAACAUGUCGUUUGCCAGUCUACCCAGGUCGAAGAAGGUGGCCCUGACAACAUUGGGUGUGUUGACGACCGGCGGGGCCGGACUGGCUCUGAUGCUGCAGCAGUCGGUUAAGGCCUCAGACCUGGAGCUUCAUCCCCCCAACUACCCCUGGACCCACAGCGGCAUGCUGUCAGCCCUCGACCACGCCAGGUACUAGCUAACUCCUAACCAAAAAGGCCAUACAAUUACUUUCUACCAUCUGUUAUCACCAAGGCUUUUUCCAGUGCUAGCAAUAGGACAUUUGAUAUGAGACAUUUCGAAUUUUAGGGAAAAUUUAGUUUUCUAAAGGAAUCUUAUUACAUGCUAGAACAUAUUUACCUGAAAAGGAGGACUGGAUGAAAUUGAUAUUAAUGUCUGUUUUUCUUUAUAUUACAGCAUUCGCCGUGGAUAUCAGGUGUACAAGCAAGUGUGUUCAGCGUGUCACAGCAUGGAGUACCUGGCCUUCCGUAACUUGGUCGGAGUGUCGCACACAGAGGCCGAAGUGAAGGUUUUGGCUGAGGAGGUAAGGCUUUGUCCUUGGCCAUUACAUUAAACAAGGUCAUGGCCUUUAUAGAUGACUGUGUCAGUCACUGGCUAGAACGUGUCCUUAGGCACAGUUCCAGGAUCAGCUUUCCCUUUCCCCAAUCCUAACUUGAACCAUUAUGAGUGGAAAUGAAAAGCUGACCUAUCAGUUUCAAGGAACAUCUUGGUCCUUCUCCAUGUCACUGACCACUGUCGGUUCUCUGCUCAGAUUGAGGUGGUGGAUGGCCCUGACGAGUCAGGAGAGAUGUUCACCCGUCCAGGAAAGCUCUCCGACUACUUCCCCAAGCCAUACCCCAACCCAGAGGCUGCCCGUGUGGCCAAUGGGGGAGCCUUGCCCCCAGAUCUCAGCUACAUUGUCAAUGCCAGGUACUGUGUUGUUCACUCCAGUGCAGGGUUCUCCAACCUUUUCUAGCAUGAGAGCUACUUUUAAAAAAUGUAACCUGUCGCGAGCUACUCAUUGUUUUGGUAGCUUUCUAAUAGGUGCAUUCUUCUCCUCUCCUCUGCAACUCUUCCCUGGGUCCUUAGUGUUAACUUUAAUUGACACAAUGACUAGGUUCCAGUUGAACAACGUUUACUUCACCGUAUUACCACAGUACAUAGUCGCCAUCACACUCAGGCCAGGUCCGUCUCCAGUGAGACUACUGCGCAGGCAUACUAAUAAAUAAUAACAGAGUGAUGGCACCGUAAUAACAGAAAUAUAGGGAUACUUAAAACAUGAACUUAACUAUCUCCCACUUUUCUGUAAAGACAAAUAAAACAUCAACAAAAUAAUAAAAUGUCCCAAGUAUUAUUUAAGUUCCCCAUUUACAAAUGGGUUGUGUGACAAAAGUUUUUAGCUGCCACUUUCCAUUACUGAGGAGCCCAAGACUGGAUGCUUCCUUUUUAGUCAGACAGUCAGCAAGCUGUUCCUUUGUGGGCGACCAGUUGUAGCAAAGGUCUGUGAGCCACCCCAGAUGAAGUCAUCAACAUGACAGGCAUGUACUCCAGUCACAUUGCAGUCUUGAUCAAGCCAAUAGAAGAAUGCAGGAUCCACUUGUGACAUUUUUCCACCUGUACUCAGCAUUGUUGCCUUGACUUUGUUGUACCAGUAGAGUGAUGCAUCUGCCAGGCCAUACAGACUUUUUUAGUUUCCACAGUGUUCCUUCGCUCUUAGCUUGAGGCGGAGGUCGGAUGUGAAUGUCCCUUGACAGCUCUGUUCCCUGCAAAAAUGCAGAUUUGAUGUCUAUGUCAUUUCUUAUGGCAGAUCACUGUCAGCAGCAAUCUGAUUGACUCUGAGGCGCAUGUCGGUGAGUCUUUUGGGAGGUUUUUAGCAUCCAGCUCCUCAAAACCUAGAUGUGCUUUUGGCACUAUUCCAGUUAAGGAUUCUUUAAGGGUACACACCCACCUUGUUGAGACACGUUUUUGGCCAAUGUCUUUGACUUCCUCAAACACUCAAUUUUUCCUCCAAUUACUGAGUUCAUCUAGUUUAGCUGAGUCAAAUGAUACGUCCUUUGUUUCAAGUACAUCAUCAUUUUGAAUGUCAUUCUGUUUUUCUCGAUUUUUCUAUUGGUUCAAUUCUGAGAUUAUCUACAAGUGACAGGUCAGCUGAACCUGUUGUACCAGAAAGUGUAGCUGGUUCAGAGUACUGCAAGUUGUACCAGUUCUGGUGUUUCUUUGGCUUUUCCUGCUCGUCCAAUGACUGUUGCUGUGUGUGAAAUACCACAUUCUCUGUCCAUGUAUUUAACAGUUUGUCCAGUUUUCAGAUUGGAACAACCAUGUUGCCUUAACACAUGUGGCUGUUGUUGAACGUUUUCGUCAUUUGAACCCUCAACAGUAUUACCUGUGUCAUGGUUGGUCUCUGCUCCAUUUCCUGUGUCAGUUUGUGUCCAUAUAAUUGGAUGCGACAUCUGGUAGGUUUGUCUGUUAAUGUGUCCUUUUUGUCAUUUUCAGUAGGAGGCUGAUUCUCAGCAACAGCCCUUCCAUCUUUUUGAUCAUUUACUUUCUGCAAUCUUGAGUGAUACACCCUGACAAUGGUGCCUCUGUGCCUCACGAAUAUCACCACACCAUCUUGGCCAAUGACUACUCCCGGUCCUUUCCACUCUUGACAGUCAACUCGUUUGUAGGACACUUUGUUUCCAGGCUCGUACUUCUCAUCUGUGGGUCGACGCUGUUUAUACAGAGCCCUGCGAAUUCUCUCUGAACACUCUGCUUCAGUGAACGCUUUUCUCGCUGCAUGUAGUGCUGAAAGGUGCUGUCCCACCCACAGUGAUGGCACCGUAAUAACAGAAAUAUAGGGAUACUUAACACUUAGUGCACUACUUUCUCUUGUACACUGUUUUCUGUCAAUAUACCUGGUAAAAUAAUACAAUCAGAUUUUUUUUUAAUCCCCAAAUUGUGUUCUGAGUUUUUCACUCAACAUUACAAUUGUUCAUAGAGAAACAACAUUUGAUGUUCUGAGUCCAUGUCAAUGCUUAAAUCACAUCAGAAUACUUUUUUUUUUUGGUGUGGGAGAAAACGUUUAAUUUUAGUGUAAUUCCCCUUUAAUUGCGCAUCUGGCCCUUUUUUAAUUGCGCGUCCUAGCGCGUGAGGAAUGUGCUAGUCUAGCGAUGGUUCCGUACUGCUGCUGCUCAUUUCAUGGCAAAGUUUAUAAAUAACAAAUCAUCGAAACAUAUGAUGUGCUUACUAAUGAUAUACUUCUGCCUGGUAAACCUAUGUUGCAGUUAACUUUUAAUUGAGAAGGUUUUUGGGGAAAGUAUUUGUCAACCCACAAGACUUAUCAAUUCAACUGGCUACACACUAAGUGAUAGACAAACGUGCGUACCACACAGACAGACAGGCAAUAUUGCUGGAAAUUAAUUGGCAGAUAUUGUUAGGUUUGGUUUUUAAAGCCAAUAGUGGCUAACCAGCGGUGGGAUAAUGUCAAUGGUACAUUGAUUAGAUGGGAGCUUGCCGUGUCUGAUACUUGUGAGAUUUGUUUAUGACAGUUUGUGGUGGAACAUGUGAAAAUUGCAUGUACUUUCAGAAUUGUUUGGCGAGCUAUUCAUAGGUGGGCUGCGAGCUACCGGUAACUUGCGAUCGACCUGUUGGAGACCCGUGCUCCAGAGUAUCUGGUGAUUGGGAAUAUCGACAGUAAACUAAACGUUAGAUUCAAGGUAGAAUAUAUUGUAACCUUUUCUUCCCCAAAAAUGUUUUUUAAGUGUCUAUACAGCAGGAAAAUACUUUUGUAAAACCACAUCAAGACACUCCACUCCUAUUACUCAUACCAUGAUAUCAUAUCUUAGCUUGCUUUGCAAGUGCUAUGUCCUAAGUCGUUUUCCUCCAUUGUUCCAGACAUGGAGGUGAAGACUACGUGUUCUCCCUGCUGACGGGCUACUGUGAGCCCCCUGCUGGAGUGGAGGUGAGGGAGGGCCUCUACUACAACCCUUACUUCCCUGGCCAGGCCAUCGGCAUGGCUCCCCCCAUCUACAAUGAGGUCCUGGAAUUUGAGGACGGUCAGUAGGAUUCCCUCUGCUAGGGAUCAGUAACUUGAAAUAAUAAGAUGUUUUUUUUAAAAUUGCAUUGUGCUAGCAUUUUUACCCUUGACAUGCCAGACUGAAUGUCUAGGUUCUGGUGUCUAUAUAGAGUAAUAGACUAAUGAUUCGAUAUUGGAUAUAUACUGAACAAAAAUAUAAACGCAACAUGCAACAAUUCAAAGAUUUUUACUGAGUUACAGUUCAUAUAAGGAAAUCAGUCAAUUGAAAUAAAUUCAUUAGGCCCUGAUCUACGGAUUUCACAUGACUGGGAAUACAGAUAUGCAUCUAUCAGUAUCUGGUGUGACCACCGUUUGCCUCAUGCAGCACGACACAUCUCCUUCACAUGGAGUUGAUCAGGCUGUUGAUUGUGGCCUGUGGAAUGUUGUCCCACUCCUCUUCAAUGGCUGUGUGAAGUUGCUGGAUAUUGGCGGGAACUGGAACACGCUGUCGUACACGCAGAUCCAGAGCAUCCCAAACGUGCUCAAUGGGUGACAUGUCUGGUGAGUAUGCAGGCCAUAGAAGAACUGGGACAUUUUCAGCUUCCAGGAAUUGUGUACAGGUCCUUGUGAGAUGGGGCCGUGAAUUAUCAUGCAGAAACAUGAGGUGAUUGCGGCGGAUGAAUGGCACAACAAUGGGCCUCAGGAUCUCGUCACGGUAUCUCUGUGCAUUCAAAUUGCCAUCGAUAAAAUGCAAUUGUGUUCAUUGCCCGUAGCUUAUCCCUGCCCAUACCAUAACCCCACCGCCACCAUGGGCCACUCUGUUCACAAAGUUUACAUCAGCAAACCGCUUGCCCACACGACGCCAUACACGUGGUCUGCGGUUGUGAGGCCAGUUGGACGUACUGCCAAAUUCUCUAAAACGACGUUGGAGGCGGCAUAUGGUAGAGAAAUUAACAUUACAUUCUCUGGCAACAGCUCUGGUGGACAUUCCAGCAGUCAGCAUGCCAAUUGCACGCUCCCUCAAAACUUGAGAUAUCUGUGGCAUUGUGUAGUGACAACUGCACAUUUUAGUGGCCUUUUAUUGUCCCCAGCACAAGGUGCACCUGUGUAAUGAUCUUGCUGUUUAAUCAGCUUCAUCAUAUGCCACACCUGUCAGGUGGAUGGAUCAUCUUGGCAAAGGAGAAAUGCUCUCUAACUGGGAUGUAAACAAAUUUGUGCACAACAUUUGAGAGAAAUAAGCUUUUUGUGCGUAUGGAACAUUUCUGUGAUCUUUUAUUUCGGCUCAUGAAACAUAUGUUGCGUUUAUAUUUUUGUUCAGUGUAGUCUACAUCUUGCAUUUUGGUCAUUAAGCAGACACUCUUAUCCAGAGCAACUAACAGUCUGUGCAUUCAACUAAAGUAGAGAAGACAACCACAUGUCAGUCAUUGCAAGUAAAACCUUCCAUUUUCAUGUGAUGAUAGGAACCCCAGCCACCAUGAGCCAGGUGGCCAAGGACGUGUGCACCUUCCUCCGGUGGGCGGCCGAGCCUGAGCACGACCAGCGCAAACGCAUGGGCCUGAAGGUAAGCUGGCAGCGAGGCGCCAGCCACUGCCGUAAUAUAAAUAGUUGUCAUCAGAAAUGGAUUCAAUAGUGCAAACCGUUUUGCAACAGAAAAUGUUUUACAAUGAAAACAAGUAAUUAUUUUUUUUAUUUUUUUGGAGGCUCUGUUUUGUUCUUUUUUAUUUUGUUGUUUUCUAGUGAAUACAUCCCUGAUUUAGGACAAUCCUUUCCAUUGUUUGACACAAUUACUUUGUAGUCUUGAAAAUUGGUAGGUCUACAUGGAGCAUUGCUUGGACCUGUCAAGUCUUCUUAAAUUCUAUUAGAUACAUUCAUUACAAUUUCAUAUGUAUUGAGCCACUACUUGUCAUGUAUUAAAACAUACAAAAUAAAAUAUUUGAAAGAAAGGAGUCACAAAGUCAAAUCCCCUGUUUGGAUUUGUCGUCUUUUUGGCCCUUGUUUCCAAAUUGCUCCCUUUUCUACGUCACUCUCAUCACAGUUGACAUUGACCCCAUCUCACUCAAACAAUUUCUUCCCCCAGCUGCUCAUGGGCUCCGCCAUCUUGGUCCCCCUGGUCUAUUACAUGAAGAGGCACAGGUGGUCUGUGCUGAAGAGCAGGAAGAUCGCCUACAGGCCCCCAAAGUAAAGACCUAGAUAGCUGCAUUCUGACUGCCCAUGUUGCUUCUCGGCUCAAAUUCUGACCCCUCUGAUUUGCGAUUGUCCAUCUUUUUAAAAAAAACACAUGCAUUUAUGAUAUGGUUGCCCUGAUUCACUUGCUGGGUGUCCUCUCAAUGGGUUAUUCUCUGCCAACGGAGAAGGAUGUAAACACAACCUCUAUACUGUUUUACUGUACAAAAUAAAUUAUCGAAAGAAACGUGUCCAGGUUGUGGUCUAAUAGUUAACCUGUUCUUUGAGGGGAAUCUCAACAGAGUCGUGCAACCUUGUGCUGUUGUGAAUCUGUCACGUCAUGGGUUCUCUACACUUUGUUGUG